AUGGACAAGGUAGCUGCCAGCAGAAUCGCCAGGACGAGCAAGAACGCCGCCUGGAUCAAGAGAGCCCAAGCCGCUGCCGAGAGGAACGAGGCGAGGAAGGAGGCCGAGGAAGAGAAACGCAAGCAAGAGAAUCAGCAACAUGGGAAGGCCAGCUAA
Messenger RNA from Gaeumannomyces tritici R3-111a-1, 156 nucleotides. RefSeq lists its product as hypothetical. The coding region runs from base 1 to 156 and encodes 51 amino acids. The record is from RefSeq and is a predicted model, not a curated record. The transcript is spliced from 2 exons. NCBI's taxonomy places the organism in Eukaryota, Fungi, Ascomycota, Sordariomycetes, Magnaporthales, Magnaporthaceae.